Cryphonectria parasitica EP155 is the source of this 1050-nucleotide messenger RNA. RefSeq names its product putative 1-aminocyclopropane-1-carboxylate deaminase. NCBI's taxonomy places the organism in Eukaryota, Fungi, Ascomycota, Sordariomycetes, Diaporthales, Cryphonectriaceae. Gene Ontology annotation, biological process: amine catabolic process. The record is from RefSeq and is a predicted model, not a curated record. The coding region runs from base 1 to 1050 and encodes 349 amino acids. The transcript is spliced from 3 exons. Gene Ontology annotation, molecular function: pyridoxal phosphate binding; 1-aminocyclopropane-1-carboxylate deaminase activity; D-cysteine desulfhydrase activity.
AUGGCCAUUGAGGUUCCCCUUCCUGAGCCUUUUGCCUCUAUCCCUCGGGCAACACUGACCUUUGGUCCCUCACCCAUCCAGCCGCUCCCCAAGAUCUCCAAGGCCCUGGGCGGAAAGGUCAAUGUAUACGCCAAGCGCGAGGAUGUGAACUCUGGCCUGGCCUUUGGCGGCAACAAGGUUCGCAAGCUGGAGUAUCUCGUGCCAGAAGCUCUCGAGACUGGCUGCGACACACUUGUCUCCAUCGGUGGCGUACAGUCCAACCACACCCGCGCCGUAACAGCAGUAGCCGUCGCGUCCGGCCUCAAGGCGGCCACGGUACAAGAGCACUGGGUAGAAUGGACCGACCCAGGCUACGAAAAAGUCGGCAACCUGCAGCUCUCCCGGCUCAUGGGCGGCGACACGCGCCUCGACCCUUCGACCUUUGGCAUCGAGCACAAGACGACCCUCGCCCGCCUGACCGAGGAGCUCGAGGGCGCCGGCCGUAAGCCUUACUACAUCCCCGCGGGCGCGUCGGACCACCCACUCGGCGGGCUCGGCUUCGCGCGCUGGGCGUUCGAGGUCGAGGCCCAGGAGAAGGAGCUGGGGGUGUUCUUUGACCACAUUGUUGUGUGCGCUGUGACGGGGUCGACGUUUGCGGGCAUGAUUGCUGGGUUUAAGCUGGCGCAGAAGAAGAGCGGGUCGAAGCCGAGGAAGAUUAUUGGCAUUGAUGCCAGCGCCAAGGUGAAGCAGACGUUCGAUCAGGUUCUGAGGAUCGCCAAGUUUACUGCUGCCAAGAUUGGUCUGAGUGAGGACGACAUCACUGAGAGUGAUGUGCUCCUCGAUGACAGAUACCAUGCUGGAACAUAUGGCAUACCAGACGAACAAACAAUCGAGGCUAUCAAGUUUGGCGCCAGCACAGAGGCGUUCAUCACGGAUCCGGUGUAUGAGGGCAAGAGUCUGGCUGGUAUGAUGGACAUCAUUAAGAAGGGAGAGAUUCUUGAGGGCGGAAACGUCUUGUAUGCGCAUCUUGGUGGCCAGCUUGCUCUGAACGCCUAUUCCACUAUUCCAUGA